Molecule: messenger RNA, 624 nt
Organism: Acanthosepion pharaonis
Lineage: Eukaryota; Metazoa; Mollusca; Cephalopoda; Sepiida; Sepiidae
Source: the annotation of a GenBank genome assembly
AUGAUAGGUUUUCUUCGGUCAAUAUUUUCAUUCAAGUUUUUCUUUCGUUUUUCUUUUUCUUUAAUUUCCUUGUCCGUUCAUCUAUUUUUGUCCAUUAUUGUUUAUUUUUUAUUCUUUCUUUUUUCUUCAUUUCUUUUUCUUUCUUUUUACUUUCUUUUUCAUUUUCUUUUUUCUUUAUUCCUUUCUUUCUCUUUAUUUCUUUUUACUUUGUUCUUUACUUCUUUUUCAUUUUUUUAUUUCCUUCUUUUUCUUUUGUUUCUUUUUUCUAUAUUUCUUUUUUCUUUCUUUUCUCUUUUCUUUUUCUUUCUUUCUUCUUUAUUUCUUUUUCUUUCUUACUUAUGUCUUUUUCUUUUCUUUAUUUCUUUCUUUUUUCUUUCUUCUUUUUUCUUCUUUUUUCUUUUUUCUUUUUUCUUUCUUCUUUUUUCUUUCUUCUUUUUUCUUUUUUCUUUUUCUUUCUUCUUUUUUCUUUCUUUCUUUUUUCUUUCUUUUUUCUUACUUUCUUCUUCUUUCUUCUUUUUUCUUUUUUUCUUUCUUUUUUCUUUCUUUCUUUUUUUCUUUCUUUCUUUUUUCUUUCUUUCUUUUUUCUUUCUUUCUUUUCUUUUUUCUUUCUUUUUUCUUUCUUAA